UAUCAAACUACCAACAAAAAAAAAUAAGAAAUAAAAACCCACCUCACCAACUGCGUAUACUACUACUACUACAACUAUACAUCAUCCAUCAAUAUUAAUGAUAUAUUUCAUUGUUUUAAUCCUCACCUGGGAUUCUUCUUAAUACUAAUCACCUCAUUCUUCUUUCGUUUUGGGGUGAAAGGUUUUCUGGCACUCCAUGGCGAGCCAGCUAUCCGGCGGAGACUACGGUGGUACACUGGCCGAGAUUCGAAAGAAGAAGCACAGUGGGCAGCGAAAGAGAGAAGAGCUUGAAAGAGAGGUGUCUCUGCUUCAAACCAUGCUGAACCAAGAAGAGAGAAUGAGUGAAAUUUUGGAACAAGUCCAUAGUAAUCAACAUAAUGGAUCUGCUAUCACUAUCCCAAACUUUCUUCCUCCAAAGAUGAAAGAACUCCUAACAGAGUUAACUAUGGUGGAAGGUGAGAUAGCAAGACUUGAGAGCCAAAUUAAUCAGCUUAAACUUGGACUGCAACAUGAACAAGAAGCAAAAAAAGAAUCAAAAUCUAAACAAUGGCGAUAUGGAUCUCCAAUCCGUUCUGUUGUCAACCCUUCAUCCUUUACAUUUCCAAGCCCAAUGCAUAACGGUGUUCAUAAUGACAGGAUCGGGUAUGAAACCAAGACAUUACAUUUCAUAAGCAAAGCCAUAAAAGGUGAUUAUAAUCUUAAUAAUGACUUUAGUCUAAACGAUAAAAGGGGAAACAUGAGAGGUUUUGGGGACCAGAAAGAGAAUUACUUUCAUGAAGAAAAGUCACAAGAAAGGGUUCCAAAAAAAAGUGGAAUGGUGAAGCCAGCUUCUCCUAUGAGAGAUAUAAGAAAUCCAUCACCCAAGCCUACACGUAAUCUUGGGACGCCUUUAGACCUUCCACCAAAGCCUGUAUCCCCACUAGUUCAUUCAGAAGAGAAUAUUCAUAAUUGGCAGCCUAACAAGCUCUCUGAGGAGAUCAUGAAGUGUCUGAACUUGAUAUACAUUAGGCUUCUUAGAACAACAAGAGCAAUGGAACUGGAAAAGUCAGGCCCCAUUUCGAGGUCUUUGCACUCUUCUUUAAGCUCAAGAAGCUUCAGAGUUGAGCCUGGCUUAAACUCAAAGGAAUCAAGGCAACAAGACCCAUAUGGCAUUUUCAAUCUGGAAGAGUCUACUCCACGGGACAUUGGGCCUUAUAAAAACUUGGUUAUUUUUACUGCAAGUUCUAUGGACCCAAAAUGCAUCUCCAGCCCCAGUUCUGUUCCUCUCCUAAGAAAGUUGAGGCUGUUGAUGAACAAUCUUCAGACAGUGGAUUUGAGGAGCUUGACAUACCACCAGAAGUUAGCAUUUUGGAUAAACAUGUACAAUGCUUGUAUAAUGCAUGGAUAUAUCCAAUAUGGAGUGCCAUCUACCCCAGAAAAAUUGCUAGCAUUAAUGAAUAAGGCAAUUCUCAACAUAGGGGGAAACAUCAUCAAUGCUCAAGCCAUAGAGCAUUAUAUUCUGAGGAAGUCAGCACCCUCUAUCAUGAAAGAGAAUGGUGAAAACGAUGACAAAGAAUCUGUCGUCCGUGAACUUUAUGGCCUCGAAUCAACAGAUCCUAAUGUCACAUUUGCUCUUUGUUGUGGAACUCGUUCUUCUCCUGCUGUGAGGAUGUACACAGCUGAGAGUGUUGUGGCUGAGUUGGAAAGAUCAAAAUUGGAGUAUCUUCAAGCUUCGAUUAUAGUAACAAGCACAAAGAAGAUUGCAUUGCCCGAACUACUGCUGACAAACAUGCUUGAUUUUGCAGCUGAUAAAGAGUUAUUGGUUGAGUGGGUUUGUCACCACUUACCAACAGCUGGGUCACUCAGAAAGUCAAUAGUGGAUUGCUUCAGAUCCCACAACAGUGGUAGAAUUGCCACAGCUACUGUCGAAAAAAUACCUUCUGAUUUUGAGUUCCAAUAUGUCUUGGCUAUAUAAUUAAAUAAAGAAAACUAAAAAUCUCCCAUCACUUGUUUGGUGUCAUUUUUUUAAUGACUUAAUUCACAUAACGUGUGAUGUGAAGAUCAUUGUAUAAAUGAAUAAGAAUAAAGGAUUUCUAAGGAUGUUCUUUACUACAA
This is a messenger RNA of Humulus lupulus (European hop), 2094 nucleotides long. RefSeq lists its product as uncharacterized. The record is from RefSeq and is a predicted model, not a curated record. The transcript is spliced from 10 exons. The coding region runs from base 197 to 1954 and encodes 585 amino acids. NCBI's taxonomy places the organism in Eukaryota, Viridiplantae, Streptophyta, Magnoliopsida, Rosales, Cannabaceae.